UGUUCCAAUCAUUAAAUCUGCAGCUCAUUCAUCCUCUCCAAAACUUUCUCCCCCAUUUUGCAGGUUCGGAUGGCAUCAGCACCUCGGAAAGCACUAGCAAAGCAGCUCAAGGAGCAUCUCCAAGAACAACAAGAACCUUUUACAUUAGACGAUUACCUUUCAGAAAAAGGGCAUACAGUGAAAUGCUUGAAAUCUAAUGUUGGAGGUGGUUGUUGCCCCGUCAAUUUGUUCAAGAACCAGGAGAAACCAGGCAGUCGCGAACUGUUUUCGCGCUCUACAAGGAUAAUAAAGCUAGUUCUGUUCAAGCUCAUUUCUGCAAAUCCAAGCCAGGAGCCUUGCCUUCCAUAUUGUAGUAAAGCCCAGAAGGAUAAAUUUCAGACAGCUGAAAUUAUAAAAGGAUUUACUGCAGGACAGGUACUAACUUCGUUUAGCAUCUCUCAGCAAUGCAGCCUUGAAGAGGAAUCUCUGCCUCCAAGAUAUCCACAUUGGUUCUCAAGCAGAAGUUGUCAACCUUCAUUUCUUGACAAUAUGAAACAACAACAGCAAAAGUUAAAGCUCAGUUACUCAAAGGGAUUACAGACAGCUACAGAUACACACUACCAGAGAGAAUGCAUGAAAGAGAAGCAUCCAAAUGAAGUGUCAAACAGGAAAGAGUUGCAAGUAAAACCACACAGCAAAUUUGGAUUUACAGAACUCAAUGUGACAACCAAGGAGCAGUUAAAGCUAGGGAAGCUUCUAUUUGAUUGCAUUGAUGAAUCCACAGAAAACCAAAUCCAAGUUAGGAAAAAGAGGCAAAACUGCAACGAAAUGUUUAUGGGUCUGAAAGGGAUUGAAAAGCACAAUGACUUGUGGAGGAAAAACUUCAGAGAUCUUAUCUCUAGCACAUUUGCUGAAUGGAAUUAUUCCCAGCAACUUCAGAGGGAUAUAGGCAUAGACAUAGUGGAUUCUAUCAUGGAAUUUCCAGCAAUCCAUGGCACAGGCUUGAACAAGCAAGCCUUUGACAUGGGUCUGAUAACCACUACAGUUCUAGGUUUUCAAAAAGAACUAAGCACUCUUAACUCCUUGAGUCAAGUUCAACACCACCAGUCAUCAACAACUGAGUAGUUGUAAAUUCAUGCUUACCAUUGUAAAGUUAACCAUGGCAUAGAAGUGAAAGGCUUGUUGAUAAUAGAAAAGAGAAAAUGGCAACUAAUGGGAAGUAUAUAAACCUGCACAAGUUUUUUUGUUUUAUGUUCCCUGUAUUUCAGAUAGCAAGAGAUGAAUAAAGUGCACAACUGUCC
Molecule: messenger RNA, 1280 nt
Organism: Rubroshorea leprosula
Lineage: Eukaryota; Viridiplantae; Streptophyta; Magnoliopsida; Malvales; Dipterocarpaceae
Source: the annotation of a GenBank genome assembly